AUGUGGGGGGUGGGGGACCUGGGGGUGCUCCCGGCGCUGCUCCUGCUCCCAGGGCUCUGCGCGGGGUUCAACAUCGACGUGGAGCACCCGCGGGUCUUCCGCGGCCCCGAGUCGCAGUUCGGGUACCGGGUCCUGCAGAGGGGGCCUCGGGGACAGCGGGUGAGUGACCCACGGGGGGACACGCACGGGCUGCUCGUGGGGGCCCUGUGGGACGGGGACGGUCAAGGAGACGUCUACAAGUGCGGCGUGGGACCCCAAAACUCCUCGUGCGCCAAGGCCAACCUCGGGGCCACAGCUCCGUGGCUCCGCGGCAGCGCCGGACACCUGGGCAUGACGCUGGUGGGCUCCGAGGACGGCGGGUUCGUGGCGUGUGCCCCGCUGUGGUCCCAGGAAUGCGGCACCUCCGUGUUCAGCUCCGGCCGCUGCGUCCGCCUGGACGAGGAGCUCCGGCUCGUGGGGACCGUGGCGCCCACGGCACAGCGCUGCUCCACCUACAUGGACAUCGUCCUGGUCCUGGACGGCUCCAACAGCAUCUACCCCUGGGAGGAGGUGCAGGAAUUCCUCGGGAACAUCCUGGGGCGCUUCUUCAUCGGCCCCGGGCAGACUCAGGUGGGGGUGCUGCAGUACGGGGAGGAGGUGGUGCAGGAGUGGGCGCUGGGGCAGCACCCCACGGCCCAGAGCCUGCUCGAGGCCGCCCGGAACCUGACGCGGCAGGAGGGGAGGGAGACGCGCACGGCCAUGGCCAUCCGGCAGGCAUGCACCGAAUCGUUCAGCGCCGAGCGGGGUGGCCGCCCGGGGGCCGCGCGGCUGCUGCUGGUGGUGACGGACGGGGAGUCCCACGACGGGGAGGAGCUGCCGGCGGCGCUGGCCGAGUGUGACCGGCGCAACAUCACCCGCUACGCCAUCGCCGUCCUGGGGCACUACCUGCGGCGGCAGCAGGACCCCGAGGAUUUCAUCCGGGAGAUCAAGUUCAUCGCCAGCGACCCCGACGAGAAGUAUUUCUUCAACGUCACCGACGAGGCCGCCCUCAACGACAUCGUGGACGCGCUGGGAGAUCGCAUCUUCAGCCUCGAAGGCACCCGCGAGGACAACGAGAGCGCCUUCGAGCUGGAGAUGUCCCAGAUCGGCUUCUCCAUCCACCUGCUCGAGGACGGGAUCCUCUUUGGAAUGGUGGGAGCCUACGACUGGGAGGGGGGAGUGCUGGAGGAGAGCGGGCGCGGCCGCAUCGUCCCGCCCCGGGACGCCUUCCAGGCGGAAUUCCCGCUGGAGCUGAAGAACCACGCGGCCUAUCUCGGUUACUCAGUGUCCUCGCUGCGGCUGCCGGGGGGGCAGCGCCUGUUCGUGGCCGGAGCCCCCCGGUUCCAGCACAAGGGCAAGGUCAUCCUCUUCCAGCUGGACCCCCAAGGCACCGUCACAGUGGCCCAGACGCUGAUGGGGGAGCAGAUCGGCUCCUACUUCGGCAGCGAGGUCCUGGCCCUGGACCUGGAGGGGGACGGGGCCACCGACCUGCUGCUCGUGGCAGCCCCCACCUUCCUGGGGGGCCAGAGCAGGGAGGCGGGGAAGGUCUACCUGUACCGCCUGGGGCAGGGCCGCCUGAGCCCCGCGGGGUCUCUGCACCCCGAGGCGAGGCCGCAGGACUCGCGGUUCGGCUCCGCCCUGGGCGCGGUGCCCGACCUGAGCCAGGACGGGCUGGCGGGGGUGGCGGUGGGUGCCCCGCUGGAGGAUGGGCACCGCGGGGCCCUCUACAUCUUCCACGGCGCUCCGGGCACCCUCGUACCCCAGUACAAGCAGCGCAUCGAGGCGGCGGCGCUGGGAUGGAGCCUCCGGUACUUCGGGAUCAGCGUGGACGGGCGGCUGGACAUGGAUGGGGACGGGCUCGUGGACGUGGCCGUGGGGGCGCAGGGGGCGGCCGUGGUGCUGCGGUCCCGCCGGAUCGUCCGCGUGUCCGUGGCGGUGUCGGUGGAGCCGGGGGCCAUCAGUGUCACCCGCAGGAACUGCCAGCGCGGCGGCUCCGGUGCUGUUUGCCUUCGUGCCCGGAUCUGCUUCCGAGCCGGGAGCCGCGCCCGGAGCGCCGGGGACACCGAUGUGGAUCUCCGGUACAACGUGUCCCUGGAGGAGCAGAUCCCGGGAUCCCGCGCUGCCUUCGACUCGGGCUCCCGGUGGCUGCUGCAGCGCCGGCUCGAGCUCCAGCUGGGGAGGCAGAGCUGCAUCCGCGUCCCCUUCCACGUCCUGGACACCUCGGAUUAUCUGCGGCCCCUCGGCCUCAGCCUGGCCUGGGCCCUGGACGGAGCCGCGGGGCCGGUGCUGGAUGAGGCGUCUCCCACCGCCCUCCGCAAACUGAUCCCGUUUUUCAAGGACUGUGGGGAGGACGACGAGUGCGUCACCGACCUGGUGCUCCGCGCCACGGCCGACAUCGCGGGCUCCAGGCAGAGCCCCCACGUCCUGCGGAAGGGCCGGAGGCGGAUGCUGGUGCGGGUGGAGCUGGAGAACCGGGAGGAGAACGCCUACAACGCCAGCCUGUGGCUGCAGCUGCCCGGGAACCUGCACUUCUCCAGCCUCGUGCUCCAGGAUCCCGGCUCGGUGAAGUUGGAGUGCUCGGCGCUGGGGGGGCACCGGCGGCGCUGCAGCGUCGGGUACCCCGUGUUCCGCUCGCAGGCCAAGGUGUCCUUCACCCUGGAGCUGGAGUUCAGCUGCUCCGUCCUCCUGGACCGCGCCGAGGUCACGCUCGAGGCCACCAGUGACAGCACCGAGGCCACACCAGAGGACAACCUGGCCCAGCUCUCCAUCCCCAUCCGCUACGAGCCCGACCUGUUCCUGUCCAGUGACACCAACCUGCACCGCUACGAGGUCCAUCCCCUCGGCACCUUCGCCGGCCCCGAGUUCACCACCACGGUCAAGGUGCAGAAUUUGGGGUGUUACCCCGUGCAGAACCUCACCCUGCACGUGGCGCUGCCCGCGCUGGGGCACGGCCGGGCACCCAUCCUGUCUGUCACCCGUGUGCUGCCCGAGGACAACGCCACCUGCACGCUGCGACCUCCCCCCGAGGGGACCCGGGUGGUGCCGGUGCCGCCCGAAGAUCUGCUGCGUGUGGACAGGCUGGACUGCUCCAACACGUGGUGCCAGGAGCUGAGCUGCCAUCUCGGGGGGCUGCACAGGGGCGGGGGGGUCUCCGUGCGCCUGCUCCGCACCCUCCACAACGGCUUCUUCAGCGGGGCGAAAUUCCGGAGCGUGCGGAUCGUGGGCAGUGCCUGGCUGGGGGUCUCGGGGGGGCUCUUGGUGCUGGGGGAGGGGGCGCAGCGCAGGGAGCUGGCGCUGGAGGUGCUGCAGGGCCGGAGGGUGCCCGUGUCCCUCUGGAUCCUGGGGGGCAGCGCCCUGGGGGGGCUCCUCCUGCUGGCGCUGCUCAGCCUCGGCCUCUGGAGGCUGGGAUUCUUCUCCCGCCCGAAGCCGCCCCAGGAAGAGGAGGAGGAGCAGCAGCAGCAGCAGCAGCACUGAGGCCCUUCCCGAUCCUUCAGGACAUUCCCAGGAUGUGUCCAGGGCCAUCCCGGGGGUGGGGGGUGUUGGGAAUUCCAUCCCAGCAGGAUUGGGCUGGCGGGGGUUGAGCAGCCGAGGCCGGAGCGUGGAGGAGGGAGAGGCA
Messenger RNA from Myiozetetes cayanensis, 3634 nucleotides. RefSeq names its product integrin subunit alpha 10 (gene ITGA10). Gene Ontology annotation, cellular component: integrin complex; external side of plasma membrane. The record is from RefSeq and is a predicted model, not a curated record. Gene Ontology annotation, biological process: cell-cell adhesion; cell-matrix adhesion; integrin-mediated signaling pathway. NCBI's taxonomy places the organism in Eukaryota, Metazoa, Chordata, Aves, Passeriformes, Tyrannidae. Gene Ontology annotation, molecular function: integrin binding.